Cornus florida is the source of this 1461-nucleotide messenger RNA. RefSeq lists its product as uncharacterized. The record is from RefSeq and is a predicted model, not a curated record. The coding region runs from base 263 to 1357 and encodes 364 amino acids. NCBI's taxonomy places the organism in Eukaryota, Viridiplantae, Streptophyta, Magnoliopsida, Cornales, Cornaceae. The transcript is spliced from 8 exons.
UCAAAUAGAUAUAUGCCUUUUAUUAUUUUAAACUACGUACAAUGAGAAUAGAGUACAUUUUUUUAAAUAUAAAAUAAAAAAUAAAAAAAUUCCACCUCAUUCAUCAAUUUUACUUUCCUUCUGAUUCUCAUCCAUCCCUACCAAAAAAGAAAACGCGGACGCAGGUGUGAAAUAGACCCGAUAGCUAUCUCACCACAAAAGUGUCCUCUGUAAACCAUCUCCGACGGCGCAUUCUCCGGUCACCGUUAACUAUCAGCAGCAAAUGGAGAUCGCUCCGGCAUCUUGCGGAUACUCGGUGGGUCACAUCCGCCGCUUCGACCAUAUUAUUCCUAAAAAAAUUGUCCGCACGAGGACUCGGAGUCGAACUCAGACGACGACGUUAUUUCCCUGUAUAGUGGCAAGCAAUUCGGCUACAGUUGAAUCCAAAUCUCGGAAUCGGAUGUUUAUUAUGGGAAUGGGUUUUGUGGGACAGUUUUUCGCUCAGGACUUGAAGAACCAAGGAUGGGUUGUAUCUGGAACUUGCACCGACAUUGUGAAGAAGAAGAAACUCGAGGAGAUGGGAUUUAAUGUUUUUGUUUUCGAUGCAAAUAAGCCAGAACCAGAAGUCCUAAAUGUUUUGAACUAUCAUACGCACCUCCUCAUCUCCAUCCCCGUUCUUAAGGGUAUUGGUGACCCGAUUCUUCAGCAUGAAGAACUUCUAAAAAGUAGACUGAUGGAUGGAGACCUCCAGUGGCUCUGUUAUUUGUCAUCAACAAGUGUAUAUGGAAAUUGUGGUGGUGCAUGGGUGGAUGAGGAUUAUCCAAUUAGCCCUACAAGUGAAGUGGCUAAAGCAAGGUCAACUGCUGAGGAAAGAUGGUUAAAGUUAGGUCAUGAUCUUGCGCUUUCAGCACAAAUAUUUCGACUUGGAGGUAUCUAUGGGCCUGGCAGAAGUGCUGUUGACACCAUAAUUAAGCAGAAGUCUUCAUCAGCAAGUCAGAGAAUGAGGGCAUCCAGGAAUUACACUUCAAGAGUUCACGUUGCAGACAUUUGUCAAUCACUCAAGGCCUCUAUCUACAAGCCAUCGCCAGGGAAAAUCUACAACAUCGUAGAUGAUGACCCUGCCCCACGGAUUGAAGUAUUUACAUUUGCACGGGACUUAAUUGAGAAGAAAUGGCCUGGCCAUAUCAAACAAAUCACAUCUGAUGAUAGAUCAGAAUCAAUUAUCCCAGAGGGAACUUCAAGGGGUGAAAAGCGAGUCUCAAAUGCACGCAUGAAGAAAGAACUAGGAGUGACGCUACUUCAUCCAAGUUAUGAAUCAGGGUUGCAGAGCAUUAUCAAUCAUAUGGAUAAUCCAAUUCCGUAUAGUCCUUUGGGUUAACGAAGUACUACAGUAUUAUGCUAUAUCUACAUUUGGCUUUGUAUGAAGAAGAUUUGGUGUCAGUCAAAUCUUAUUGAUUUAUAGAUGUAAAGUUUGUUUGUUUA